Engraulis encrasicolus (European anchovy) is the source of this 1005-nucleotide messenger RNA. RefSeq lists its product as uncharacterized. Bases 1 to 1005 code for a protein of 334 amino acids. The record is from RefSeq and is a predicted model, not a curated record. Gene Ontology annotation, cellular component: membrane. The transcript is spliced from 4 exons. Lineage: Eukaryota; Metazoa; Chordata; Actinopteri; Clupeiformes; Engraulidae.
AUGAAUCGCACCCUGCCGUCUCACUGCGGCGUCGUCACCUACCUGGACCUGUGCGCCUCGUCCAAGAUCAUCCUCCUCGUGCCAGGCCUGGCGUUGAACCUCUUCGUGCUGACGUCGCUCCUCGCCUGCAUGCUGGGAGCAGCCAGGCGCCACCACAACCACCGCCGCCGGGGGACACCGAUGCGGAUCAGGCCCAACGUGGCUGUCUUCAUCCUGGGCAGCACCCUCUGCAACCUGGCCAACCUGGUCCUCUGGCCCCUCACCAUCCACUGGAAGACGCACGGCCGCUGGCUGCUGGGCGCGCGGCUCUGCGAGGUGAUGGUGAGCGCCAAGCACGUCACACACUCGGCCUCCUACCACUACGUCUUCUUCAUCUCGCUCUCCAUCUACCUGACGGUGGUGGGAGGCUGUGGGCGGCUGGUCAACAGCAAGGUGUUCCUGGCGCAACAGAUGGUCUUCCCCUUCCUGCCCGUGCUGGUGAAGGAGGUGUGCCAGUGGUGUAUCGAGGGCUAUCGGGUGCACCACCUGGACGAGGUCAAUCACACCUGCUUUGCCUACAUAAAUGAUCAGGCCAUGAGGAUCCUAAUGCUGGUGAAGGUGGUGGCCCUGCUGCCCUUGAACCUGUAUAUCUACAUCCACAUCCUGGCCACCAUCUUCAGGAGCGCCCGGCAGAUGCAGCGCAGCCAGGACACCAACAUGAGGCUGGCCAAGACCUUCAGCAUCAUCUCCCUCAUCACCCUCCUGGCUCAUCUGCCUGGAGGGGUGUUUGCGCUGGUGGAGGAGCCCAGCGUUUGCCAAGAGACGGUGAGAGAGUUUCUGCUAGACCUGCCCCUGAUCUCGAGUCCCAUUGUCCUGCUGUGCAUGAAUAAGGAGCUGCAGACCCAGUGCCUGGUCAUGCUGAAACGCCGAUCGGCAUCAUCAACAUCGGCCACCACCACCACCGCCAGCUCCGAGGAGCACCGCAAGUUUCUGUCCACUGAAGUGACCACUGAGUCACAUGUUUAA